AUGUCUUUUGGGCACUUUCAGAAAUCGAGGGAGGCACAUCGGCUCUCGGCCGGCAUAAAUCUGUUCAUCCGAACCAGACCAGACGAGGAAAGUCUGCGUGAACUCCCCAUCUCUGCUCCAGACUCCAACCUGCCAAGCACCUCCAUCCAAGACGCGCGUUGCGCUGGUUUCCCAGAAGACCAUUCACAGACAGAAAAGGGGGUGGGCGAAAUUACCGACAGCGCAGUCGACUCUGUCGAGGAGGCACCUCGAGGGCGCACACCCGAGCCUGCCGGGCAGGACGGAGAAGAAAGAAGAGCUUUCUGGAUGUUCAAGAACGUCAAGCCCAAGAGGCCGUUUACUCUAAAGGCCCAAAUCAAGUACAUUCUCCGGAACAACUGGUGGAUCAACCCUUGCAUAUCCUUGUCCCCUGUGGGAUUCGUUCUUCACUACACACAUGGCAAAUCCAAAUCCAGCUUUGCGGUGAAUUUCGCCGCUACCUUUUACACGAACUACCUCGGGAACCUCGCCAUGACUGAAAUCGGACUGCGGCUCGGGCCACUGCUCGCAGACUGGAUGUCCAUGUCAACCGGGAACCUCAUUCAGUUCAUCUCGUGCGCGCUCCUGCUCCGCAGCCACGAAUACGACGUCCUCCAGACAUCCAUUACCGGGUCGAUACUGGCAAACACUCUGUUCUUCCUGGGCAUCAGCACGUUUUGGGGCUGUUACAACCGACCUUACCAGAAUCUGAACCGGACAGCAGCACACAUGGCCAGCAACCUUCUAUCCCUUUCAUCAACCAGCCUCCUCAUACCCACCGCGUCCCGCCUGCUGAACCAGGUAGAAACAAGAGAUCUUCGCCGUCAAUCGAGAGGCGUCGCCAUCGUCCUGAUCGUAGUCUACCUUUGCUUUGUGCUCUGCGAACACUGGACGCACUGGGACACGUUUUCGCAAGAGGUUGCAGACGUUCCCACCAGGUCGAUACGAUACAACCCGUUCUCCUACCAUGGUCUGUCCCAGGCUCCCGCGCAAGACACGACAAUCUCCAACGACGUGGCAAGAGACGGAGAGGGCGUCGCCGCCGGCCCUGCAGCUGGACAAGUUCGCGCCUCACACACGUCUCAUCCAGACGACAGCGCGCCCUUCUCCAAGGCCGGGGCCGGCGAGAGUGUACGCGAUCAAAACGAGCCCCAUCUCCAUCUCAUCACGGCGGCGCUGCUCCUGGCAGGGAGCACUGCUCUUCUCUACUUCCACAUUGACUUCGCGGUAAAGAGCAUGGAGGCCCUGACCAAGUCCACAAGUCUAUCCAAGACGUUUGUGGGCCUCGUUCUCUUCCCACUGGCCAACGUGGACUACAUCCCGAUACUGCUGGCAGGUCACGGCAAGCUGGGCCAAGCCGUCACUCAGACGGUUGGCAAGAGCAUCCAGACUGCCUUGCUGGUGAUGCCCUGUGUCGUCUUCCUGGCCUGGAUCUGGCACCUGGACGAGGUGACGCUUGUAUUUGACGGCUUUGAGGUCAUCAGCCUCUUCGCAGCCGUGCUGCUUCUCAACGUCCUCAUGGUGGACGCAAAGCUUCACUGGGUUCAAGGCGUUUUGCUCUUGGCCGACUGGACGCUCAUAGCCAUUGCCGCCUAUUUUGCCACGCCAAAGAAGACGUAG
Molecule: messenger RNA, 1638 nt
Organism: Metarhizium album ARSEF 1941
Lineage: Eukaryota; Fungi; Ascomycota; Sordariomycetes; Hypocreales; Clavicipitaceae
Product: calcium/proton exchanger
Exons: 4
Coding region: 1-1638 (545 amino acids)
Biological process (GO): intracellular calcium ion homeostasis; calcium ion transmembrane transport
Cellular component (GO): fungal-type vacuole membrane
Molecular function (GO): calcium:proton antiporter activity
Source: RefSeq, a predicted model, not a curated record